This is a messenger RNA of Phytomonas sp. EM1, 456 nucleotides long. Lineage: Eukaryota; Euglenozoa; Kinetoplastea; Trypanosomatida; Trypanosomatidae. The record is from the annotation of a GenBank genome assembly.
AUGCUCGUCUCCUGCGGCGCGGACGACAUCCGCGUGUGGGAGAUGCCUUCCGGGGAGUACCUCGGCACCGCGAGCACCCUCCUCGACGAUAAGGACGAACCUGAAAGCGAACACCCCACACUGCGGGCAAAGCGAAAGAAAACGGAGGAGCUCGCGUAUCGUUGGAGCGCCUGUGCGAUGAGCCCGCGGGAGGUUCUCGCCGUUGGCAGCGCGGAUGGCGAGCUCGCGUUUUACGACUGGAAGGUUCCACAAGCGGCGCCGAUUGCGACCGCGACGGGGCCCGCGCGACGGGUUUAUCACUUUCGUCCAUAUCAAUUCACGAAGACGAAAUCGAUCCCGGGCACCCUACCUGGGGAAGGGGGGAUUAACGCGAUGGCGUUUGACUUCUCAGGUACCCGUCUGAUCACGGCGGAGAGCGAUAAAAGUGUUAAGGUGUGGAAGCUAAAGGAUACGUGA